GUUUGUUGCGCUGCCGCCUGCGUUUAAAAAGACAGAAAAGACGUUUGCGACAGUUACCAUCGACAUGCGGCAACGUAAAGUGUUGCAGCUGAAGUAAACAUGUGCAGAGUUUGGUAGGCAACAAAAACCAGCCUGAUGGAGAACUACAGUAAGGCUCGGACGGAGGAGAGACCGUCUGUCUGUCCGUUCCCCGGCCUCUCCCCCGACACGCCGGAGGUCCACGUCAAGGAUGGCAGCAAGAUCCGCAACCUGCUGCGUUACGCCUUGAGCCGCAUGGAGCCCGACCCCCGAGCAGCUGAGGACGGGGGCAGACCCACGCCUGAGGGCGGAGGUGUGGCUGUGGAGAGACAGCAGGAAGGGCGGGGCCAGCUGUUCUGCAGACAGAUCGUCUUCACUGCCACCGGUAAGGGUGCGUCUAAAGCCAUCACGUGUGCUGAGAUCGUGAAGCGGCGAGUGAAGGGACUCCACCAGCUCACCAGGCUGCUGUACAGCACCAUGGUGGAGGUGUGGGAGCCGCUGGAGCCCGCCGCUGGCCUCGACAGCCUGACGGCCAGCAGGAACGUGCCCGCCAUUUGGAUCCUCCUCUCCAGGGAGCCGCUGGACUGCAGCCAGCCCGGGUACCAGGCACCGGGUCGCUAUGACGCCCUGUGGGCUCAGUCAGCUCACAGAGAGGAGGGCGGGUUCGCCGAGCAGAGACCAGCACACAAGAGGAAGAGAGGAGGAGGCGGCGGCAGAGGGAGGGGUCCCGGUCAUCAGACCAGACGGUCCAGAGAGGCAGCGAAAGGACAGAGUUGACUUGGCUCUGCCAAACUGCGAGCACAUUGGAGAGGACACUCGGUGGACACCUUUUUCCAUCCAUCUUGUUUAACUUCUUCAGGUUCACAUCAUUUCUUUCAAAGAGGACGUCCAUCACAUCAGCGUUUGGAUUUAUUUUUGUGUUGGACCUGAGGUGAUGUCUGCUCGCUGCUACGACGCCGCGUGGGCCCCGAAGUCCUUUCAAAGUGAGCGCAGACCGAUGAUUGGCCUCGGAAAGUUUGAUUUUAGGCUGCAGAUUUUUCAUCAAAGUACACCUCACACACUGCUUUUUAGAUGUUUGAUUUAAGUCCUGACUUUGGUUUCUGUGUGCUGAAAUGUGACGGGUUUAACUGUGACAGAACUCAUUAAAGACAUUUGAUUUGUUUCAGUC
Scatophagus argus is the source of this 1186-nucleotide messenger RNA. RefSeq names its product ribonuclease P/MRP 25 subunit-like (gene rpp25l). Gene Ontology annotation, biological process: tRNA 5'-leader removal. The record is from RefSeq and is a predicted model, not a curated record. Gene Ontology annotation, molecular function: RNA binding. NCBI's taxonomy places the organism in Eukaryota, Metazoa, Chordata, Actinopteri, Scatophagidae. Bases 136 to 795 code for a protein of 219 amino acids. The transcript has 2 exons. Gene Ontology annotation, cellular component: ribonuclease MRP complex.